This is a messenger RNA of Cantharellus anzutake, 211 nucleotides long. RefSeq lists its product as uncharacterized. NCBI's taxonomy places the organism in Eukaryota, Fungi, Basidiomycota, Agaricomycetes, Cantharellales, Hydnaceae. The transcript has a single exon. The record is from RefSeq and is a predicted model, not a curated record. The annotation marks the transcript as partial.
UGGCUCUAAAACGGAAAAAAAUACAUCCUGUUGCAUAUGGAGACAAUGGGGAGGGGGAGGUGAUCUGCCAGCCCCGAAGAGUCAGAAUUGCGCUUGGACUGCUUGGUUUGAUGGGGAAAACGUAGAACUCACCACUACAGCGGGGUCGGUAAAUUAUGCUUCGAGACAGCUCACAAUAAUCGAAUAACUAUACAGAUCUGAUUGAAGGUUU